Eublepharis macularius is the source of this 2302-nucleotide messenger RNA. It is a transcript of the gene SCFD1, whose product is annotated as sec1 family domain containing 1. Lineage: Eukaryota; Metazoa; Chordata; Lepidosauria; Squamata; Eublepharidae. Gene Ontology annotation, cellular component: Golgi membrane; cytosol. The coding region runs from base 198 to 2096 and encodes 632 amino acids. The transcript has 25 exons. Gene Ontology annotation, biological process: intracellular protein transport; endoplasmic reticulum to Golgi vesicle-mediated transport. Gene Ontology annotation, molecular function: syntaxin binding. The record is from RefSeq and is a predicted model, not a curated record.
CGACAGCGCUUCUCUAGCUCUUGUUUUUCCUUCUCCACAAAGCAGCAGUCUCCACAGGAGGAAGCGGAGUCUCUCGAAGAAGCUCCGCCCGUUGCGCCGCAUCCCGGCGGAGACAGAAACCGGCCCGAGCCGCCACGUCUGCCGGCGGGUGUCAGCGCAGAGGUGAAGGGGCGGAGUCGGGCAGCGCGAAGGGAAAGAUGGCGGCCAGUAUCCGGGAGAAACAGACGGUGGCUCUGAAGCGUAUGUUGAAUUUUAAUGUACCGCCUGUUAAAAAUAGCACAGGUGAACCUGUAUGGAAAGUUCUCAUUUAUGACAGAUUUGGCCAAGAUAUAAUAUCUCCGUUGCUUUCUGUGAAAGAACUAAGAGAUAUGGGCAUUACUUUGCAUCUUCUUCUGCACUCUGAUCGAGAUCCUAUUCCAGAUGUCCCAGCAAUAUAUUUUGUAAUGCCAACAGAGGAAAAUGUUGACAGGCUGUGCCAGGAUCUUAGGAACCAACUUUAUGAGUCUUAUUAUUUAAAUUUUAUUUCUGCUAUUUCAAGAAGUAAACUGGAAGAUAUUGCAAAUGCUGCUCUCGGUGCCAGCGCGGUAACACAGGUGGCUAAGGUUUUUGACCAAUAUCUUAAUUUCAUUACUUUGGAAGAUGAUAUGUUUGUACUCUGCAAUCAAAAUAAGGAGCUUGUUUCAUAUCGUGCCAUUAAUAGACCAGAUAUAACAGACACUGAAAUGGAGACCAUUAUGGAUACAAUUGUUGACAGCCUUUUCUGUUUUUUUGUUACACUUGGAGCUAUUCCAAUAAUCAGAUGUUCAAGAGGAACAGCAGCAGAAAUGGUGGCAGUGAAACUAGACAAAAAACUCCGAGAGAACCUCAGAGAUGCCAGGAACAGUCUUUUCACAGGUGAUACACUUGGGGCUGGACAGUUCAGUUUCCAGAGACCACUCUUAGUACUUGUUGACAGAAAUAUAGAUUUGGCAACUCCCCUGCACCAUACGUGGACCUACCAGGCCUUAGUACAUGAUGUCCUGGAUUUUCAUUUAAACAGAGUUAUUCUGGAAGAAUCUUCAGGACUUGAAAGUUCUCCAGCAGGUGCUAGACCAAAGAAGAAAAAUAAAAAGUCAUAUGAUUUAACUGCAGCUGAUAAAUUCUGGCAGAAACACAAAGGCAGUCCUUUCCCAGAGGUAGCAGAGUCAGUUCAACAAGAGCUGGAAUCUUACAGAGCUCAGGAAGAUGAAGUGAAGAGGCUCAAAAGUAUAAUGGGAUUAGAAGGAGAAGAUGAAGGAGCAAUAAGCAUGCUUUCUGAUAACACAGCUAAACUAACUUCAGCUGUUAGCUCUCUUCCAGAGCUUCUAGAAAAGAAGAGGCUUAUAGAUCUUCAUACAAAUGUGGCAACUGCUGUUUUAGAACAUAUAAAGACACGUAAACUAGAUGUGUAUUUUGAAUGUGAAGAAAAAAUCAUGAGCAAGUCCACAUUGGAUAAAUCACUUUUGGACAUGAUUUCUGACCCUGAUGCGGGAACCGCAGAAGACAAGAUGCGGCUGUUUUUGAUCUAUUACAUAAGUUCUGUACAGUUGCCUUCUGAGGCAGAUUUGGAACAAUACAAAAAAGCACUGACAGAUGCAGGGUGUAAUCUUAACCCCUUAAACUACAUUAAGCAAUGGAAAGCAUUUGCCAAAAUGGCUUCAACUCCAGCUACCUAUGGAAACAGUGCAGCCAAAUCGUUGGGCCUUUUUUCACGUGUCAUGAAUACAGGAUCACAGUUUGUGAUGGAGGGAGUCAAGAAUCUAGUACUAAAACAACAGAAUCUACCAGUUACUCGUAUUUUAGACAACCUUAUGGAGAUGAAGUCAAAUCCUGAGACAGAUGAAUACAGAUAUUUUGACCCUAAGAUGCUGCGAGGCAGUGAUAGCUCAAUUCCAAGAAAUAAAAAUCCAUUUCAGGAGGCAAUUGUAUUUGUAGUUGGAGGAGGCAAUUACAUUGAAUAUCAAAACCUUAUUGAUUACAUAAAGGGCAAACAAGGUAAACAUGUCUUAUACGGCUGCAGUGAACUCUUUAAUGCUGCACAGUUUUUAAAACAGCUUUCACAACUUGGACUAAAAUAAGCCAUAAUCUGACAGAAAUGGAUAUUUUGGACAUUUUGGCAAGGUGUGAAGAAAGUAUCAUGGCAACAGCUAACAGCUAACAUCUUAACCUGUAUUUAAACUUCAGCUGAUUCCUUAAAUUUGUAAUUUUUAUGAAAGGAUGUUCUGUACUUGUAUAAUGCAUACCACAUACUCCAAAUAAAAUAAAAAAACUCACAAUGCUUGGA